Molecule: messenger RNA, 2847 nt
Organism: Culex quinquefasciatus (southern house mosquito)
Lineage: Eukaryota; Metazoa; Arthropoda; Insecta; Diptera; Culicidae
Exons: 5
Coding region: 65-2677 (870 amino acids)
Biological process (GO): proteolysis
Molecular function (GO): serine-type endopeptidase activity
Source: RefSeq, a predicted model, not a curated record
CAGCUCAGUUGCACUUUCAGCGUGAUCUCUCGCCGACGUGAUAAUCAGCAGAAGUAACUCCAAGAUGCGAUCGUUUCUAGCUGCUCUUCUGUGCUGGUUCUGGGCAGCUUCUGGUCAAGAACCUGAGCAAAUUAUGUUCCCCAACGAACGCACAACGCUGGAUGACUGUCACCUUCGCUACUUUAAGCUGGGCAGCCCAUCGGCGGUGAAACCGGCCUUCGGUCUUCCAACCCGGUUCCGGGAGUUUGCGCACAUGGCCGCGAUCGGUUGGACCGACCCGGACGACAGUGAAACCAUCCAGUGGCAGUGCGGCGGAUCACUCAUCUGGGACAACUUUGUGCUGACUGCUGCGCACUGCGUGCUUGACGCUCGGAGUCGAGCUCCCGACGUGGUUCGACUGGGGGAUUUGAACCUGUACAGCGCGGAUGACGAUCGCUACGCACAACAGUUUUCGAUUACGGCGAUCGUACGACAUCCGAAGCACAGGUUUUCCGCGAGCUAUCACGAUAUUGCGCUGUUGAAGUUGGACCGGAACGUAACGCUGGACGAGACGGUUGUACCGGCGUGUUUGUGGACCGACGAAGAGAUUAGGUUUCGGGAGCUGAUCGCUACGGGCUGGGGAAGUACUGGAUUUGCUGAAGAACACACGCCAAAUCUGCUGAAAGUCCUGUUGAAACCGAUGGAUAACGAUCGGUGCAGCUUGUUCUACCCGGUCAGCAAGAAGCUUCACCAGGGACUUCAGAGCCAACAUCUGUGUGCCGUAGACGAACAGAUGGACACCUGUGAGGGUGAUUCCGGAGGACCGCUGCAGGUCAAGCUGCUGCACAACUCACGAAUGACGCCGUUUUUGGUUGGCGUAAUAUCGUUCGGAUCUACCUGUGGGGUGUCUAAUCCUGGAGUUUAUACGAGGAUAUCGGAGUACCAUGAUUGGAUCGUGAUGACCAUGCGCGAGCAGGGUGCUGUUGGGAUUCACGAAAGCUACAACGAAACGCUGUGUGCGUUACGGUUUGCCGCAUAUCGUGACUUUGACGAACAAGUGAUCAUAGAACAAACGGAAAGCUUCACCUCGGUAGAUUCUACCAAAACGCGGAUCUACGCGGGUUCUGCUCCCCAACAAAUGGUCAAGAUUGGGAGGGAUAACUGCUAUGGAGUGAUCGUCGACGAAGACACCGUGCUUACGGUAGCGGAUUGCACGAAUUCUAGAGGGGUUCAACCAACGUUCAUAACCUAUCUCGGCAACAAGACGAUGCGUAUUUCGAAAAUUCACGUUCACCCCGACUUCGUCCGCGACUCCGGUUAUAACAACAUAGCGAUCCUCAAACUGUACGAUCUGCUGGAGUUGCCGUUGGAUUUCCAACCUUCGUGUAUCUAUCACAAGUCGAGAAUUGAGUUCGAUUUGAAGGCGUACGGAAAUGGACGACUUGAUAUAAACCGGUUCUUAUUUGGUGGAUCACCUUCAAUUGACUCAAGAGAAUCAACCCACGUUAUCAUCCCCAAAAUGUUCAACGAAAGCGACUGCAUCGUUUCCGAUCGCUACCGGCCACGACUUCCACAUGGGCUAGCGAGGGAACACCUCUGCUUGGGGAACGACGUCUUUCAAGUUCCGCGAUCGUGCGACCUGCUAAUCGGAAGUGUUCUGGAUGAGUGGCUGGGCAAAGGAAACAACUUAUACCACCAUACCAUGGCACUGAGCCUUCUCGGUCGAGACUGCGGCUUUGGAGAGCAUUUGAUCGCCACGAAACUGGCAAGCCACGUGGACUGGAUGAGGUCCGUACUGCUGCCGGGACAGGUGGAUUCCAGCAAUGUAGUACACUUUGUUGAUCGAGAUCUACGCGAGGGAAACAGUUGCAACGUUGACGAUCACCAACAAGGUGUUUGUGUAAAGAUGGAGCGCUGCUCAGUCCCAUGGAAAGAGCACAUUGCUCGAGGACUCGUUACGUUCUGUACGACAAGUUCCGUAAUCUGUUGUCCAGUGGAAGCGGUUGGCAGAAUGAACAACAGCUUGAUACAUCCCGGCAUUUUCAACUGUCCUUCAUCCGUACAAAGUAUCCCUCGCAAAACAUCUCUUGGAUCGCUGGUACACAUUGGAUGGAUUGAACAACAAACGAUCACGUAUCAAUGUGCCGGAACGAUCAUCAACAAGUUCAUGGUCCUCACUACGGCGAGCUGCCUUGGAAAUACAAUACCCGACGUAAUUCAACCCAUAAACAAUCUAACACAGUUCCCCAUCGACGCCGUCCUUCGUCACCCUAGCUUCAACUCCACCGACAACACCAACGACAUCGCCCUAAUCAGAAUGAUUGAUCCCUUUAGCUGGAGCCCAACCAUCUACCCCGCCUGUCUGUGGACAAACCAAACCCACACGCCGAUCGUUAUGAACGCGGCACGCCCGACUGGUCCAACAAGCUUCGAAUUCACCCUGGUUCAUCCCAUGUACAACUCGGACUGUCAGCGGACACACCCGCAUCGCAUUCAGGACUCUCAACUUUGUACGAGGGAUCCAAACUCGCUCACCACUUGUACAUCAUCAACCGAUCAACUCUUUUGGAUGGAUACCAAUCGCGUAAGCUUCCUGAUAGGGCUGGCUCCCAACCAAACUGAGUGCACAGAAAGAAAGUACUCGAUCUUCACGAGAAUCGCCGCCCAUUUGGAGUGGAUCAGCGAGAAUGCUAGCUAGAAUCAGCUUAACAGAACUAACCUGUGUUCCAGUGCGGCUCAUAAUUUCACGCAAGUUGCUCGACGCCCGGCCGAGCACGAUCGGGUGGUGUUGGGUCGACACUUCCAGCUGCAUCUGGACUGGGAUUUGGUUCUGGAAAAAGCGAAAAAAAAGUUGUUUUUUUCUUGGUA